CUCUUUCUGACCGCCAUGUCUCGCACUCAACGAUCUUACCAUGGGCCGAAACGACACAUUACUGGCAACAAUAUUCACGUUGCUCCCGCGUGGAAAAGCGCCAAUACGAUGAAUAGCGCGAAUGCUCCUAAUGGUGGUCGCGUCCAACUUGCAGCAGAGCCGGGGAGCAAAAUAUUAAUUGGCAGCCUGCCAAACGACGUGAAGGAACCAGAGAUCGAGGACCUGUUCAAGAGAACUAUCGGUCCCGUCCGCGAAUUAUUCGUCAUUUACAACUCUCAAGGCCUCUCCAAAGGAAUGGCUGUUGUCUCCUUUCAACGGCCUGGGGAUGCCCGAAAGGCGCAAGAACGAUUCAGUGGCUCCAUGAUUGACGGUCGCAGACCAAUUCGUAUCCAAAUAAUUGUCGACGAGGCGGCGCCUGAAGCAACAGCAACCCCCACACGAACGCCAACACUUUUUGACCGCCUACAAUCCCAGCCUGUUGCUGGUCCCUCCCGUGGACCCCAAGCUCUCAGAUUUUCAGUUCCUGCGCCGAUACGACAUGUACCCCAUGUGCCUCCGCGGCCAGCCACCCCUUACAAUGCCGCCAAUAACCAUAUCGUUUUCCCCCCUGCGGUCCCUGUUGGCGCUGGUCUGCGACGUAUAAAGAAAGGGCCAAAGCGCUUAAAGAAGCAAUGGGCGGCGGCGGCAGCAGUAGCAGCAGCAGCAACUCCAGGACAACCAUUUGUCCUUGGGCGCGCGCGGAAAUCCAAAACAAGGGAAGAGCUAGAUCGCGAAAUGGAGGAUUAUCGUGCAGAAGGAGCUCAAAUUGAAGAUUGA
Molecule: messenger RNA, 816 nt
Organism: Mycena indigotica
Lineage: Eukaryota; Fungi; Basidiomycota; Agaricomycetes; Agaricales; Mycenaceae
Product: RNA annealing protein
Exons: 4
Coding region: 16-816 (266 amino acids)
Biological process (GO): mRNA export from nucleus
Cellular component (GO): nucleus
Molecular function (GO): mRNA binding
Source: RefSeq, a predicted model, not a curated record